Molecule: messenger RNA, 4743 nt
Organism: Mus musculus (house mouse)
Lineage: Eukaryota; Metazoa; Chordata; Mammalia; Rodentia; Muridae
Gene: Ctsb
Product: cathepsin B
Exons: 10
Coding region: 130-1149 (339 amino acids)
Biological process (GO): epithelial cell differentiation; cellular response to thyroid hormone stimulus; proteolysis
Cellular component (GO): melanosome; lysosome; perinuclear region of cytoplasm
Molecular function (GO): collagen binding; peptidase activity; cysteine-type peptidase activity
Source: RefSeq, marked reviewed
AGCGGAGGGCGGAGCUGCGCGGGUACUUAGGAGUGCACGGGAGAGGCCAGGAGCGGCUCCGUUUGGCUUGGUGGCUGCAGGCCCAGGCUGUCGCGCUGCGCUCGGUGAGUGCAGGAUCCAGCAUCCAGGAUGUGGUGGUCCUUGAUCCUUCUUUCUUGCCUGCUGGCACUGACCAGUGCCCAUGACAAGCCUUCCUUCCACCCGCUGUCGGAUGACCUGAUUAACUAUAUCAACAAACAGAAUACAACAUGGCAGGCUGGACGCAACUUCUACAAUGUUGACAUAAGCUAUCUGAAGAAGCUGUGUGGCACUGUCCUGGGUGGACCCAAACUGCCAGGAAGGGUUGCGUUCGGUGAGGACAUAGAUCUACCUGAAACCUUUGAUGCACGGGAACAAUGGUCCAACUGCCCGACCAUUGGACAGAUUAGAGACCAGGGCUCCUGCGGCUCUUGUUGGGCAUUUGGGGCAGUGGAAGCCAUUUCUGACCGAACCUGCAUUCACACCAAUGGCCGAGUCAACGUGGAGGUGUCUGCUGAAGACCUGCUUACUUGCUGUGGUAUCCAGUGUGGGGACGGCUGUAAUGGUGGCUAUCCCUCUGGAGCAUGGAGCUUCUGGACAAAAAAAGGCCUGGUUUCAGGUGGAGUCUACAAUUCUCAUGUAGGCUGCUUACCAUACACCAUCCCUCCCUGCGAGCACCAUGUCAAUGGCUCCCGUCCCCCAUGCACUGGAGAAGGAGAUACUCCCAGGUGCAACAAGAGCUGUGAAGCUGGCUACUCCCCAUCCUACAAAGAGGAUAAGCACUUUGGGUACACUUCCUACAGCGUGUCUAACAGUGUGAAGGAGAUCAUGGCAGAAAUCUACAAAAAUGGCCCAGUGGAGGGUGCCUUCACUGUGUUUUCUGACUUCUUGACUUACAAAUCAGGAGUAUACAAGCAUGAAGCCGGUGAUAUGAUGGGUGGCCACGCCAUCCGCAUCCUGGGCUGGGGAGUAGAGAAUGGAGUUCCCUACUGGCUGGCAGCCAACUCUUGGAACCUUGACUGGGGUGAUAAUGGCUUCUUUAAAAUCCUCAGAGGAGAGAACCACUGUGGCAUUGAAUCAGAAAUUGUGGCUGGAAUCCCACGCACUGACCAGUACUGGGGAAGAUUCUAAUCUGCUUUGACUUCAUUGUCCAGUCCUUAGGGGCUUUUUCCAAAAUUUAGCGGCCCUGGCAGGGAAUGAGGUAGACAGGGGAGUCUUUGAUUCUUUGAGUUCAUCUAACAUGCAUGAAGCUUUUGGCAAGAUUUGGACGACUGGACCAGAGCUGCCUGCCAUCAGAGCUACCCUCCAAACACUGUCCUUACCUGGCCUCCUCCUAGCCCAUCCCACGACAGUGAUCACAGUCUGCAUCCUAGCCUCUCCCUAGACUAGUGCGGUUUGUAGUGCCUGCUGUUGUGGCUCUGCCUGCCAUACCUCCCACCCCCAUCCCCAUCCCAGCAUCCGAGGACCCAAGGGCUUUGACUGCAGGACUUCCAAAAGAACGAACACUUCACGAGAGGACAAAUGCCACCUCUCAGCUGCAUCUUGAAGCUGGUCACUUCUGGGUCUGUGGCAGGCAUUCGUCAAUGGCCCAGUGCAGUUCUCUGGAGAAAGCUACCUUUUCCCAAGGCAUCUGCAUCCAUCGACAUUGGUAAUGUGGCCAGCUCUCCUUGGUCCUGUCCUCAGCCGAUGCUUUUUCAAUAGGAUUUUUAUGCUUUGUGUACCUCAACCAAGUAUGAAGAGCUGUACUGGUUUUAUAGAUCACCCCCAAUUGUAUGGCUUAAAACAAGCUACAUGGUCAUGGUUUGCUGUGUGACCGACAGAUAACCACAAUGAAACUAGUCUGGAAAAAAAAACUUGCUUUUUGUUGUAGUUACCACUUAACCCUGUAGUUUAACAAGGAAUGUCUGUGCCAAUAAACCAAUUCUCCCUCUGCUUGACAUUGGCAGGGUGCACGGUUCUGUGCUGCAGUUUCAAGGCUUUUGUCUCUCCCCCUGGUUUCCUGUCACCCUCAGAAAUGGUUCUCAAAACCGUACCUGUAACUGCUCACACCUCGGAGCACUUCCUCCUGCUUAGAGAUAAGGGAGCUACACUUGUUUAAUUAACCAAGGCGGGCACUCACAUACAUAUGACCCGGACUGCCAUCUUCUUAGAGGUCAUUUCCCUGGAGUGGGGGCCAAAGCUUGCGCACCAUGUUUAAGUUUUCUGGGUUACUGGAUUUCAUGGAUUUUACAAAAAUCAUAGUGAAGUACAGUUCAAAGGGAACAGGGAGCCUCACUCAUCAGCGUUGUCCUAUGGAUCUGUUACUUCCUGCUAAGUGAGAGGGAGGGGCUGGUUUCUCUGGAAGCCCGCCUUCCCAUGUCGGCAAUCAGAACUAUAUCAAAGAAGCUCUGGAUGCCUGGCGAGUGCUAGAAGUGUAACUCGGUUUGAGGCAACCUGGCUUGGGUACUGGGGCUUUAGUACUGCAAGACAGUUCCACCGGUCUCAACUACACCCAAUAGUUCCCUCCUACACUUCCUUUCUUGCCUCACCACAUGCCCACCUGCAACUCCCUCCCUACCUCGCAUAGCCAGUGAAGAUGAGCUAAAUUAAGAGAAGAGGACCCUGAACAUCCUCUGAUGGAGCCCAGGAAACCCGUUUUGUUAUCGUAUGCUUGGGGGUGGCUCUAGAUGUCUUCCAUAACCAGAUUCUCCUGUGGGUGGUUUCCUGUGCUCAAGUCAAGAGCUGUCUUCCUUGGGUACAUGAAAUGGAUACUCAGGAGACAGAGGCAAGCCGAUCUCUGGGAGUUUGAGGCCAGACUGGUCUACAAUAGACCUUGAAGCUAGGAGCAUUUCCUUUUCAGCCUGCCCACAGGGCCUUUUGAUGAUUCUGUGUUUACACAUCCCUACCUUUCUACACAUUAGACUAGAACACGCCGUUGUGUGUUCUUUGUGUGGUCCUCAAACCUGAGCCAGUAUGAGUGCCAGGCCUUUGAAUAGUCGUUUGUAGCCCGACUAGGUCAUUUCAGAUAGAUUUGGGCGAUGGCCUUCAAACAGGGCCUAUGACAGACAGCAUUCAUGCUGCCCAGGAACUCAUUAGGUAACAUGCCAGAUCAACUUGGUCAGAAGUCUUGUUCCAGAUCCAUUAGAAUACAGAACUAGCCUUAGCGCUCUCACUUCCACUACCACAGAGCCUGGGAAACUCAACAGCAGGGGGAACGCCUUCAAAGGGCUGUCCCAGACAGGAUUUGCAAAUAACCAGAGGAAGGUAGCAAGCACAUCUUUCUAAUAAUUAUGUCUGGAUAUGGGUGGGCCUCUGAGAAAGCACACAGAUGGUGUAAAUUAUAUUGAGAGUCAAAAGCAGGCUAGGGAUGUCUCCAUGGUAGAGUGUUUGUCCAGCAUAUUGUCCAAGCAAGACCCUUGGUUCAGUGCCCAGCAACACAAUAACAGGAGAAAGAGGUGUGUCAUAUGUAGACAGUAUGUAUAAUGUCCGACUAAAUGUAUUUCUAGAUAAUGGCUUUAUAGAAAUGCACCAUGCUAAAUAUCUGAAUAUAAAGAAAACUAUCUGAAAUUCAAGUGGAACUUGGGGUCUUAUUUGCUAAGGGAAAUAAGUUUCAGGGGGUUAGAGUCUGUCCCCCCUACCCCUUUAUAUUUAUUCAUGCAGUUUAUGAGUACUCUGUCUUCAUGCACAUCAGAAGGAAUCAGAUCUCAUUAUAGAUGGUAGUGAGCCACUAUGGGGUUGCUGGGAAUUGAACUUAGGACCUCUGGAAGAACACUCAGGUGCUGAGCCAUCUCUCCAGCCUCCAGGUUUUGAUGUUAGAGACAGUGUCUUAUGUAGUCCAGGCCCACCUCCACAACUGAGGAGGAUCUUAAAAUCCAACUCCUCCCUUCCUCCCUCCCUCCCUCCACCUCCCACAUGCUGGGAUUACUGGUAAGAGUUGUAGCUUCCAGAAAGGAUGAACAUUAAAACCUUCGGUUUCAGCGGGGUGGUAUUUGUUCAAGGCUUAGAGCAAGUGACCAAUGAAGUCUCCAUGCCCCAGUAAUCCAGCAAGGAAUCUGUGCUUACAAAGUUGAAUGGACCACUGAACUGGCCGAGGCACCUCAGUGAUGAAGUCAACAUACGCAGCAGGCUUAAGAGGGGAGCAGACUAUGCUCUACAUGUCUCUGUGGUCUGAGCGUACCCCAAAGGGUCAUAUACAGGUUCACAAAAUGACAGGUAGCUGAGGCACUGUUCUCAAAAGGGCUCAAUGCUAGUCUUCCAGAGUUAGGGCUCCAGAGACCAAGCUCUGUGGACAACAGUGGGGUGGCUCGUGCCUAUAACUCGUACAUUCAGAAGGCUGAGGCAGUGGGAUCACCAUUAAAUUCAAGGCUACAUAGACUUGCAGGCCAACCUGAGCUACAGUUACAGUGUACAAGUGUCAGCAUGCCAGGGCGUCGACUCCUGCUUCCUGUCACGUGCUCUCUCCUGCAUGUCCUCUCUCUACUGUAGUGUCAUUUCUCACAAGGCCGUCCAAGGGCUAAAGAUGGGGCCCCCCUCAUCUUGUACUUUCAUCCUCCUAAGCUGUUACAUAAACAAUCCUCUUUCCUUGGUAAAGCAGUUGGCCUCAGGUAUCUUGUCCUACAGUCAGAGUGGUUGCCUAGAGCCUCUCCACCGCUCAAACACUGGUUUUCAGAUACACAGGGUGUCAGAGGCCACCAUGACAAUGUAGCCAACUAACCACGCUGCAAUUAAAAACCUACCAAUAUAGAA